Messenger RNA from Melopsittacus undulatus (budgerigar), 1747 nucleotides. RefSeq names its product SET and MYND domain containing 3 (gene SMYD3). The record is from RefSeq and is a predicted model, not a curated record. The transcript is spliced from 12 exons. Gene Ontology annotation, cellular component: nucleus. Lineage: Eukaryota; Metazoa; Chordata; Aves; Psittaciformes; Psittaculidae. Gene Ontology annotation, molecular function: protein binding; histone methyltransferase activity. Bases 11 to 1297 code for a protein of 428 amino acids.
GGGAGAGCGGAUGGAGCCGGUGGUGCUGGAGCGGUUUCUCAGCCCUGGCAAGGGCAGCGGCCUCCGCGCCCGGCGGCGGGUGCGCCCCGGAGAGCUGCUCUACCGCGCCGAGCCCUUCGCCUACGUCGUCACUAAAGAGCAGCUGGGCAGCGUGUGCGAGCAUUGCCUCCGCAGGAAUGAACAUCUGCACAGAUGCUCUCAGUGCAAAGUUGCUAAAUACUGCGGUAAAUCUUGUCAGAAAGAAGCUUGGCUGGACCACAAGCAGGAAUGCAGGUGUCUUAAGAGCAGUGAGCCUAAUUUUCCUCCAGACUCUGUCAGACUUGCUGGAAGGAUUGUUUUUAAACUACUUAGGCAAUCAGUAUGCCAUUCUGAAAGACUCUACUCUUUUUCCGAUCUUCAGUCAAAUAUUGAACAGCUAAGUGAAGAAAUGAAGGAUGGCCUCAGGCACCUUGCACAUACCUUGCAACUGUAUUUGAAAGCAGAGAUCCAGGAUGCAUCUCACUUGCCACCUGCAAUUGACUUUUUUCAGAUCUUCACAAAAGUGACCUGUAACUGUUUCACCAUCAGUAAUGGGGAGAUGCAGGAUGUUGGUGUUGGCCUGUAUCCCAGCAUGUCUUUACUGAACCACAGCUGUGACCCAAACUGCGUGAUCGUUUUUGAAGGAUACCAGCUUUUACUUCGUUCUGUCCAGGAGAUCCAGAUUGGUGAAGAGCUCACCAUCAGUUAUAUUGAAUCGCUGAUGCCCACCCGUGAACGCCAAAAGCAACUGAUGCGCCAGUAUUGCUUUGAAUGUGACUGUCUUUUCUGCCAGAAUCAAGAAAAGGAUGCUGAGAAAUUGGCUGGUGAAGAACAUGCAUGGAAAGAAGUCAAAGAUGCUGUAAAUGAAGUGAGAUAUCCAAAAUCAAAAGAAGAGUGGGAACAGGUUCUGGCAAGAUUCCAGAAGCUCUUGAGCAGUAAUACAGGUUGUCUUCCAGACACAAAUAUCUAUCAGCUGAAAAUGCUUGAUUGUGCCAUGGAUGCUUGUAUUAACCUUGAGUCCUGGGAAGAAGCUUUGUCUUACGGCAGCAGGACUCUGGGACCAUACAGUCUGUAUUAUCCCGGUUUCCAUCCGCUGAGGGCUGUCCAGCUGAUGAGAGUGGGCAAACUGCAGUACAGUCAAGACAUGCUUCCUCAAGCGCUGGAGACUUUGAAGCAGGCCUAUAAUAUUAUGAAGGUGACCCAUGGGACAGAUCACAGCCUGAUGCAAGCCUUGAUGGAGAUAAAGGAACAGUGUGAGGCCAUCAUGAGAAUACAGUGAAGAUAGCAUCUAGUCUGGAAAACAAAAUAUUCAAGGACAAAGGAAAUCAAAUGCUUUUUAUUGCAUUCGGAAGCUUCUUGAUGAUUUUGCCUUUUUUCAUGAUGUCCUACUUGCUUUACAAAAAUGUUUAGUAUUUGUUAGUUUUGCUGUGCGAUUGAUGUUUGGAGGAAUAUCAGGAAUUUUCAGAGGAUUUUUUUUCCUACUAAACAAUCUAGUUGACAAUACCUAAUUAUCAAUUUACAACAGCUAAUUUAAUUGACAAUAAAUAUUGGGGAAUGCAUAGAGUCAUCAUCAGAGUUAUGAAGUAAUGCAAUUCCAUUGACAUCAGCAGUCACUUUUUUAUACCAGUUUAUGCCUGCAAUAAAGGAUCUCAUGUCAGACACAUUAUAAGCAGAGAGAAUAUUUUUUUCUCUUUCCCUUGCCUUUCAGUUUGGUUUCCAAAAGCCUGAA